Molecule: messenger RNA, 465 nt
Organism: Hydatigera taeniaeformis
Lineage: Eukaryota; Metazoa; Platyhelminthes; Cestoda; Cyclophyllidea; Taeniidae
Source: the annotation of a GenBank genome assembly
AUGUUUCAACUUAAGUGCGCAUCGCAACGCUACGACUGGGGGAAGAUAGGCCAGCAGAGCAUCGUUUAUGCACUACAGGUUGCUUCAAAACAUCCGGACACCUUUCAUGCUGAUUUACCCUAUGCGGAAUUAUGGAUGGGCACUCAUCCAUCGGGACCUUCCUUUCUCUGGGAUCGUCCUGAUAUUGCUUUGGAAGCGUACAUUCAAGAGAAUCCUGCUUGUCUUGGAAACCCCUGUCUGCACUACUUUGGACGGAAGUUGCCCUUCCUCUUUAAGGUGCUUUCAGUUGCCAAGGCACUCUCUAUCCAAGCACAUCCUGACAAGGUAAGCUUAACUAUUGUUGCGAACCGUCAAAUGAGUUAUUGCUCACUUUGUUUUAAAAUGUCUAAUUUAUGUAACUUUCGAUUAGCAUAUGAUGAUGGCGUUUUUUGUCUCACAUCGUGGCGUCGUGCCAUCGUAAAUUAG